This is a messenger RNA of Anoplopoma fimbria (sablefish), 378 nucleotides long. Its product is annotated as helix-loop-helix protein 2-like. Gene Ontology annotation, biological process: regulation of transcription by RNA polymerase II. The coding region runs from base 13 to 378 and encodes 121 amino acids. NCBI's taxonomy places the organism in Eukaryota, Metazoa, Chordata, Actinopteri, Perciformes, Anoplopomatidae. The record is from RefSeq and is a predicted model, not a curated record. Gene Ontology annotation, molecular function: protein dimerization activity; DNA-binding transcription factor activity, RNA polymerase II-specific; RNA polymerase II cis-regulatory region sequence-specific DNA binding. The transcript has a single exon.
GAGGACAGAAGCAUGAUGCCCAGUCCGGACCAGCCCGAGCCCGACCUGCCCUGGGGACAAACGGACACGGUGACUCUUCUGGACACUUUCAAUGUGCAGUGUGGGUCCGUGCCAGCCGAACUGGAGGACGGCAUAUGCACUGUGCACAUGCCCGCCCUAAGCAGGGAGGAGAAGAGGCGGAAGAGGCGCGCGACAGCCAAGUAUCGAUCUGCGCACGCCACCAGGGAGCGCGUCCGCGUAGUGGCCUUCAACGUGGCCUUUGCAGAGCUGAGAAAGCUGCUCCCAACGCUCCCACCAGACAAGAAGUUGUCCAAGAUUGAGAUCCUGCGACUCGCGAUUUGUUACAUCUCCUACCUCAACCACGUGCUGGAUGUUUAG